GUUUCCUAAAUCCCAAUUUCCCAUUUACUUCUUUCAGUCUUCUCUCAUCUCUACCCUCUCCCCUCUUCGGCUCUUUCUCUUCCCUUCCAAGUUCGCUGUUCGCAAGUCGCAACUUCGCCGGCAGCAGGCACUCCCUGACACCCAGUCCUAGUUCCCUUCAGCUUCACCUUCCAUUUUCAGUUCCCUUCCCACUUCGCAGUUCGCACACAGUCGGCGACGGCGAGUUCGAUCCUGUUCCAGAUCGGCAGAUCUAGUCUUCCCCUUCGGACGUCGGCUUCCACCUUCCCAACUUCGCAGCUGGCACUCUCGCAGACUCGCAGUACUCCUUCGGACCUUCCGUCCUUCAGUGGACCUACGUAGGGACUCAUGUAAUCAAUACUGAUCAAGACAAAACGCUAGCCUUGGGCGAGCCCUUCGGACCCCCCAAGCAGCACCAAACCGGGGGAAGACUGCCCGACCCUUAUCCAUUCAUUAUGAUGGGAGAUUCUUGUGAGGGAAAUGCCAGAGAGCAGCACAGUUAUUGGUCUUUCCUGGGAACCAAAACUUCCUCUUGGCUCAUCAUCUUCUGGAAAGGACGUAUCUGAUAAAUCUCAAACCGAGCUUGAAACUAAAAUUUGUAGUGCUGUGUGGAAGCCUAAUGCGGAGCUUGUUGAUGGGCUGUAUGUCCCACCUAACAACCCCAAGAAGUUGAACAAAUUGCUCAGAAAGCAAAUCAAAGAUACAGCUGGGAGGAAUUGGUUUGACAUGCCUGCCCCAACCAUUACGCCUGAGUUGAAAAAAAACCUCCAGUUACUGAAGUUGAGGGAUGCCCUUGAUCCAAAGAGGCACUACAAGAAGGGUGAUUCAAAAUCUAAGACGCUGCCCAAGUAUUUCCAGGUGGGAACAGUGAUACAGUCGGCAUCGGACUUCUUCUCAGGUAGACUUACAAAGAAGGAGAAGAAGCCUACCCUUGCUGAUGAGCUGCUUUCUGAUCGUUCCCUUGGAGAUUACAGGAAGCGCAAGGUUAGAGAGAUUGAAGAGCUAAACAGACCUGCCGGGGUUAACAAAUGGAAGAUUAAAGGGAAGCAGUCACGUAAGCGUGCAAAGCAUAGGAGGCAUCGACGGAUGUGAUCCUUACCAUUUCUUACCCUCUGGGUCUUGUCAUUCUAGCUAGAUUAUUUUUCCCAAGCUGGAAGCGCAUCCAUGUCCAUAAAAGUAUCAGCUUUGUUAAAAUUGACAACUUACACAAUGAUGGCAAUGACUUUAUCUGCUCCCAUGGGAUCUAUUUAUUCAUAAAAUAAUUUUUUGGGUA
This is a messenger RNA of Malania oleifera, 1291 nucleotides long. RefSeq names its product rRNA-processing protein fcf2-like. The record is from RefSeq and is a predicted model, not a curated record. Gene Ontology annotation, cellular component: nucleolus. The transcript has 8 exons. Gene Ontology annotation, biological process: RNA processing. Lineage: Eukaryota; Viridiplantae; Streptophyta; Magnoliopsida; Santalales; Ximeniaceae. Gene Ontology annotation, molecular function: RNA binding. Bases 499 to 1110 code for a protein of 203 amino acids.